CAGCAUGGCGUCCAAAGUUAUACUCGAUAUUUGUUUAUCUAAGAAAUGAGUUAGUAAUAGAAUUAUCCACUUUCCUAUUGCAAAAUAUUCACUUAAAAUGGCUUCUGCCUGUGUGAGAACAUGUAAUUCACUGAAAUCAUUGAAUAUUGUAUACCCCUUAUCUUUAAGAGUUUGUAAUUCUUCUGUAAUAUCUGUGCGAUGGAGAAAGCCCAGAUGGAUUCCAAAGACACAGAGUAAAUUAUUUUAUGUUCGGAAGCCAACUCCGAGAGAUGAAGAAGAAAACAAAAUGCUAAUGCAAAAAUACGCAAAUUACAGAACGCAAAUGAAAGCAAUUAGGUCUUACUUCACCAAAUUUGUUCAAGAAGAGAAGCAGGCAAGGAAGGAAUAUGAUAAAAGUGUUGGGAUUGAGCAAGAAUUAGCCGAAGUUAGAUUAUCUAUAGAAGUCAAUGCACAGUGGAAUCAAGAAAGUGCCAAUAUAAGAGAAGCAAGAGAAUUAGCUGAAGCUCAGAAAAGUGCCAAGAUAAAAGCUAUAAAAGAUCAGAAACAGAAAGAAAAAGAUGAAGAACAAAUAGCUGAAUUACAAAGUAGAAUUGAUAACAAUAUCAAAUUUUCGGAAAAGUUUAUCACCCAAGAGAACAUGGAUGAGGAGAUAGAAAAAGUGUUAGAUUCUAGAAAAGAUUUUAAUUUCCCUAUUAACAGAAAAGGACAGAGGUUGACUAGAGGAAAAACCAAGCUAAAGGAGGAUAUUUCUUCAGAGCCCGAUGCUUAGUUAGAUGUGUAUUAUCAUAAACUAAUGCUUGUUUACCUAUCCUGUGACACUUAAUUAAACUCUUCAAUUCUCAAAAUGGUAUGGCGCUAUGACGUCCUGGAAACAGUGUUAGAAGUUAAGACUCUGGGACAUCCUGGCACUAAGAUCAUUUAGAGAAUAUGUGGUAAAGAGUAUUAUAUCUAGAUUAUUAUCUUGCAUGUAUAAUCUGAUGUGUAUAAAAAUAUCCUUUUUA
Lottia gigantea (owl limpet) is the source of this 1001-nucleotide messenger RNA. RefSeq lists its product as hypothetical. Gene Ontology annotation, cellular component: mitochondrial small ribosomal subunit. The record is from RefSeq and is a predicted model, not a curated record. Lineage: Eukaryota; Metazoa; Mollusca; Gastropoda; Lottiidae. The coding region runs from base 98 to 769 and encodes 223 amino acids. The transcript has 4 exons.